CCUGGCCGGGCAGCGCAGCGGCGGCGGCGGCUCGGCGGGGCUCGGCACGGCUCGGCGGGGCUCGGCGGGGCUCUGCGCCGGGCCCGCAGCGGCCCAGGGCCAGCAGGAUCCAGGCAGCGGCGGGGGACGGCUCCCGGACCCCUCCUCGGCGCAGCGGGCUCCGCUCAGGUGCUGAGAGGCGGCGGCCCCCGGCCCCACGAUGCCGUCCAGCGGGAGCCUGGACGCCGGCAGCCCCGCGCCCAGCCGCGAGGCGCUCGACACGCACAAGGGGGAAGAGGAGCCCGAGGAGAACCCCAGCAAGGAGGAGAAGCAGGAGCCAGGCACGCCCAUGAGGAAAGCCGGGCGGCCCGGGCGGAAGCGCAAGCAUGCCCAGCAGGCGGAAAGCAGUGACACCCCCAAGGACACGGCGGCCGUCCCCAAGUGCCCCCCGCCCUGCCCCGAGGCCAGCCCCGCCGAGCCGCUGCCCAACGGGGACGUGGAGGGCGACGCCGAGGAGGCCGGGGCCAGCCCCAAGGGCGGCCGGCCCGAGGAGGACGAGACGGAGAGCCUGGCGGACGGGGAGACGGGCCGGGCGCUGGAGAACGGCCGCUGCACGCCCAAGGAGGGGCUGGACGCCCCGGCCGAGGAGGGGGAGCUGGCCCCUUCCGACCCCCAGAAGAAACGCGGCAGGAGGAAACUCCUGGAGGCCACAGAGAAAGGCAAGGACGAGAAGGAGGAAAACAACUUCGACACCCUGAAAAUGGAGGGCUCGCGCGGGCGGCUCCGCGGCGGGCUGGGCUGGGAGUCGAGCCUGCGGCAGCGGCCGAUGCAGCGGCACACCUUCCAGGCCGGGGACCCCUACUACAUCAGCAAGAGGAAGCGCGACGAGUGGCUGGCACGCUGGAAGAGGGAGGCCGAGAAGAAGGCCAAGGUGAUCGCCGUGAUGAACGUGGUGGAGGAGCCGGCGCGGGCCGAGGCGCAGAAGGAGGAGGAGGCCAGCCCGCCGCCCGGGCCGCAGCAGCCCACCGACCCCGCCUCGCCCAGCGUGGCCACCACGCCCGAGCCCGCCGUGGCCGAGGCCGGCGACAAGAACGCCUCCAAGUCGGCCGACGACGAGCCCGAGUACGAGGACGGGCGCGGCUUCGGCAUCGGCGAGCUGGUGUGGGGCAAGCUGCGCGGCUUCUCCUGGUGGCCCGGCCGCAUCGUGUCCUGGUGGAUGACCGGCCGCUCCCGCGCCGCCGAGGGCACCCGCUGGGUCAUGUGGUUCGGCGACGGCAAGUUCUCGGUGGUGUGCGUGGAGAAGCUGCUGCCCCUGAGCUCCUUUGCCAGCGCCUUCCACCAGGCCACCUACAACAAGCAGCCCAUGUAUCGCAAGGCCAUCUACGAGGUGCUGCAGGUGGCCAGCAGCCGGGCCGGGAAGAUCUUCCCCGCGUGCCCCGAGAACGACGAGACCGACACGUCCAAGGUGGUGGAGAUCCAGAACAAGCAGAUGAUCGAGUGGGCCCUGGGCGGCUUCCAGCCCUCGGGCCCCAAGGGGCUGGAGCCCCCCGAAGAGGAGAGGAACCCCUACAAAGAAGUUUACACGGAGAUGUGGGUGGAGCCCGAAGCAGCCGCCUACGCACCGCCCCCGCCCGCCAAAAAACCCCGCAAAAGCACAACCCAGGAGAAGCCCAAGGUCAAGGAGAUCAUCGACGAGCGCACCCGAGAGCGGCUGGUGUACGAGGUGCGGCAGAAGUGCAGGAACAUCGAGGACAUCUGCAUCUCCUGCGGGAGCCUCAACGUGACCCUGGAGCACCCUCUGUUCAUCGGGGGGAUGUGCCAAAACUGCAAGAACUGCUUCCUGGAGUGCGCGUACCAGUACGACGACGACGGCUACCAGUCCUACUGCACCAUCUGCUGUGGUGGCCGUGAGGUCCUCAUGUGUGGCAACAACAACUGCUGCAGGUGCUUCUGCGUGGAGUGCGUGGACCUGCUGGUGGGCCCGGGGGCGGCGCAGGCGGCCAUCAAGGAGGACCCCUGGAACUGCUACAUGUGCGGCCACAAGGGCGUCUACGGGCUGCUGCGGCGGCGCGAGGACUGGCCCUCGCGCCUCCAGAUGUUCUUCGCCAACAACCACGACCAGGAGUUUGACCCCCCCAAGGUGUACCCGCCGGUGCCCGCUGAGAAGAGGAAGCCCAUCCGGGUGCUCUCGCUCUUCGAUGGCAUCGCCACAGGCCUGCUGGUGCUGAAGGACCUGGGCAUCCAGGUGGACAGGUACAUCGCCUCCGAGGUGUGCGAGGACUCCAUCACCGUGGGCAUGGUGAGGCACCAGGGCAAGAUCAUGUACGUCGGGGACGUCCGCAAUGUCACCCAGAAACACAUACAGGAGUGGGGCCCCUUUGAUCUGGUCAUUGGGGGGAGCCCCUGCAACGACCUGUCCAUCGUCAACCCGGCCAGGAAGGGCCUCUACGAGGGCACCGGGCGCCUCUUCUUCGAGUUCUACCGCCUGCUGCACGAAGCCCGGCCCAAGGAGGGCGACGACCGGCCCUUCUUCUGGCUCUUUGAGAACGUGGUGGCCAUGGGCGUCAGCGACAAGAGGGACAUCUCGCGCUUCCUGGAGUCCAAUCCCGUCAUGAUCGAUGCCAAAGAAGUGUCUGCAGCACACCGGGCACGCUACUUCUGGGGGAACCUGCCUGGCAUGAACAGGCCACUCGCAUCCACCGUCAAUGAUAAGCUGGAGCUGCAGGAGUGCCUGGAGCACGGCAGGAUAGCAAAGUUCAGCAAAGUGCGAACCAUCACCACUCGCUCCAACUCCAUCAAGCAGGGCAAGGACCAGCACUUCCCCGUGUUCAUGAACGAGAAGGAGGACAUCCUGUGGUGCACCGAGAUGGAGAGGGUGUUUGGCUUCCCCGUGCACUACACAGACGUGUCCAACAUGAGCCGCCUGGCCCGGCAGAGACUGCUCGGCAGGUCCUGGAGCGUGCCGGUGAUCCGCCACCUCUUCGCGCCCCUGAAGGAAUACUUUGCCUGCGUUUAGAGAUGGGCAGGAACUGGCCACACACGGAGCGAGUCGGUAACAAACCCAUCCACGCCAAGAGAAGUGAACACACGGAAUGAGAGAAGAGUCAGCACCCAGAAGAGAGACGGGAUUUCGCAGCCCGACGGGAACCCAGCACACGUCUCCCCGAGCGAAAGGGGUCGGUGUCCUCUCCGGAAUUUCCCAGGAUCAGCUUUAGCUAUUUAAAAACAAACAAAAAUCACAAGAAACAAACAAACGACGAUGAAACGGAAGAAAAAAAAAAAAAAAAGAAGAAAAAGAAAAGAAACCAAAACCUUUUUUUUUUUUUUUUUUUGGGUAACCUUUUAAUUUUCCGCUCUUUUCUGGCUGGGUUUUCCUGUCGGUUUGGUUUCCACUUCUCGGAGCAGCGGGCGAGACGAGACGCCGUCGCCAGCGCCGCUCUCGGAGAGGGGGAAACGGCAGCGGGAAAGCCCAGCGGGGAGGGAGGCGGAGGCAAAGGAGACCCUGCUCUGCUCCGAGACCGCUCCGAGACCGCUCCGCUCCGUCCGCGCCAGCGCCCGGCCGGCCCGGCCCCGGCCCCGGCGGCUGAGCCUCGCUCUGUUCCACCAGCACCGCUCUCCGGUGACAUGGAGCCAACCCGGCAGGGAGGCCGGGAACACACACACCACACACACACCUUUUCUACAGUAUUUUGGGUGCCUACCACACAGGAAACCUUGAAGAGAGCAGAUCCUAGAAGCCGCUGUUACCUCUUGUUUACAGUUUAUAUAUAUAUGAUAGAUAUGAGAUAUAGAUAUAUAUAUAUAUAAAAGGUACUGUUACUACUGUACAACCUGACUUCAUAAUGGUGCUUUACACAGCGGGGUGAGUCGAGACAUCAGCUUCCACGUUGCCUUACGUGCCGGGCCUUUCCGAGCGAGCGGCAGGGCCGGGGCGGCCGGGCGGAAGCGUCUCCAUCCCGAGUCAUGCAAUAACCUUUUUCUGUCCCGAACGGAAGCGCCUCGGCGGUGCCCCCCUGCCCCGCCGGCGCCACCCCACAGCGUACUGGUGCUCUUCUGCGUACGUGGUGUCCGGCAGGGCCCGUGCCGGGCGUGCCCCGGUGCCCCGGCGGCAGCGGGGGGUACUGCCCCCCGGCCGUGCCCCUCGCCCGCCGGGGCGGCGCGGGGCACGGUGCCGCGGACGGGCUCUGGCCGAGGGCGGCGGCGGGGACGCCGGCAGGGCAGGGGGGACGGAGCGGUGCCCGUGCCGGAGCGCGGCCGGGGCGCUUCGGGCAUGGCGCGGGGAUGGCCGCGGCUCCCGGACCCUGGCGCUGCGUCCGCGGGGCCGGGCUGGCGGCAGGAGGGCGAUGCCCCGGCGAGCCGGGACGGGACCCCGGCGGCGUCGCCGCGGCCGCCGGGCCAUCGCUCCCCUGCCCACGCGCGGUUCGGAGCGAGCGCGUCCCCUCGGUGCCCAGCGCGGGGGGACGGGGCACCGCGGCGGCGGCGGUGUCGGUGCUGGCGGCCCGGCCACGGGGGCCGGGAGCCGCGGUGUGAGCAGAGCGCGGGCAGGUGCUGGCAGUGCGGUGGAUGGUGCUAUGCUCCGUGGCCCGGGGCGGCCCCGGCGGGGCAGGGACUGGUGCUAGGGCGCGGUGAGGCUCCCGGGGGCCCGGGCCCGUCGCCGUCUCUUCUCUAACUGUGAAAGGUGCGGGCCCGGGGCCGCGCUCGCUGCGGGGUGCUGGCUAAUGGCAGCGAGCCGCGGCCCGCGCGCCCCGAGGUGCUGGGACCGACGGCGGCGGGGGCGGCCGCGGGGCCCCCACCUCCCCUCCCUCCUGGUGCUACUGGGGGCUCGGGGGCCCCUCUGGGUGCGGGGGGCACGGGGAGCUGAGCCGGCACAGGCGGCCGCGGUGGGGGCACCGCGGGGCCUGGCUUUGCCGGGGAGCGAGGGUGGCGAGGCAGGGGGGCACCGGCCCCGGGCUCUGGGCUCCUGCUGGCACCCGGAGCCGGAUGGCACAGGAUGGCACAGGAUGGCACAGGACCGCUGCACCGGGCGCGGGUCCUGCCUGCCUGCUGCUGUGGGAGUCCUCAUGGCCCCACGAGCCCGUCUGUGGGGCUGGCAUGGCCCCGGGCGUCCUGUGUGGGGCACGGUGGGCACUGCGGGUCCUGCAUGGCCCUGCAGCACUGCUGCAGGUCCUGCAUGGCUCCAUGCCCCUGGCUGUGGGUCCUGCAUGGCUCCAUGCCCCUGGCUGUGGGUCCUGCGUGGCUCCAUGCCCCUGGCUGUGGGUCCUGCACAGUCCCACAGACCUGGGUGCGAGUGCUGCAUGGCCCUGCAGUGCUGAGUGCCGGCCCUGCGUGGCCUCACCGUGGCAAAUGCAGGGCCUGCAUGGCCCUGUGGCACUGGGUGCUGAUCCUGCAUGGCCUUGAGGUGCUGGGUGCUGGUCCUGCACGGCCCUGCAACGUUGUUGGCAGGUCCUGCACGGCUCUGUGGCACUGGGUGCUGACCCUGCACGGUCCUGCAGCUCUGGGUGCUGGUCCUGCACGACCCUGUGGCUCUGGGUGCUGACCCUGCGUGGCCCUGCAGCUCCGGUGCCGGCGCUGCCCCGUCCUGCGGCGCUGCCCGCGGGUUCUGCACGGCCACGCGCUGGGUUCGGGGGUCCCGGCGGACCCCCGGCUCAGCCCAGCCCUGCAGCUCUUCCUGGGACCCCCCUGGCCCUGCUGCACCUUUGGGGGCUGGGUCCCAGCAGUGCUGCGGCGUUGGCACGGCCCGGCCGGUGCCGGCUCCGGUGCCGGUGCCGGUGGGAAGCAGGUUCCUGCUGGGAGCAGGUGCCGGCGGCGGUGGGGAUGCCUGGGGCAAGAGUUCAGUUUUUAACGUACCCGACUCACGUCUUUUUUUAAAAAAACAACCAGACAAAUUCUGUUGCACAGCCCUAGAUGAAAACUCAAAACAAGGCCUGAAUUCCUUAAGAUCCGCCGAGGGAGUGGGGACAAACACGGUGCUAAAACAUUUUAUUAAAAAUAUAUAUUGUUAAAUUAA
This is a messenger RNA of Haemorhous mexicanus (house finch), 5986 nucleotides long. RefSeq names its product DNA methyltransferase 3 alpha (gene DNMT3A). Gene Ontology annotation, molecular function: DNA (cytosine-5-)-methyltransferase activity. Gene Ontology annotation, cellular component: cytoplasm; nucleus. The transcript has 23 exons. NCBI's taxonomy places the organism in Eukaryota, Metazoa, Chordata, Aves, Passeriformes, Fringillidae. Gene Ontology annotation, biological process: negative regulation of DNA-templated transcription. The coding region runs from base 200 to 2995 and encodes 931 amino acids. The record is from RefSeq and is a predicted model, not a curated record.